AUGUUUGCAGUUAUUCUGUUAGGACUUUGUGCAAAUGCAAUCACAUUUGAUCAAUGGCAAUCUAAAUACAAAUUUAAAUACUCUCCUGUGGAAAGACUAAGAAGAAAAGCAAUAUUUAUAAGUAAUUUCAACUAUGUUAAAGAAUUUAAUAAAAACCAUGGUUUUGAACUUUCUGUUGAAGGUCCACAUGCUGCUUUAACAAGUGAAGAGUACCAAGCACUUUUAAAUAAACAAAUUAUUGGAAAUGAAAAUAAAGGUAUUGAAGCUGUCAAUUUAAAAAGUAAUAAACAAGUUCCAGCCUCUGUUGAUUGGAGAGCUGAAGGAAAGGUUACUCCAGUUAGAGACCAAGGAGGUUGUAGUUCAUGUUAUUCAUUUGGUGCUGUUGCAGCAAUUGAAUCAAGAUUAUUGAUAAGUGGAACAACUCGAUAUACAGCACAAACCCUUGACCUUUCUGAACAACAAAUAGUUGACUGUGCUGUUCUUGCUAAGGGAUGUAAUGGAGGAACUCUUCAGGCAUCUUAUAAUUAUGUAAAGUCAAAUGGACUUAUGGAAGAAAAGGAUAAUCCUUAUACUGGCAAAGAUGGAAAAUGUUUAUAUGACAAGACAAAAAUAAAAGUUUCUAUUGAAGGACUUAGAACUGCUGAUAUUAGUGAUGCUGCUCUCACUGCUGCUAUUGCUGAAGCUCCUGUUGGUGUUUGUAUUGAUGCAAGUCAAAUAUCUUUCCAAUUAUAUAAAUCAGGAGUUUAUGAUGAACCAAAAUGUAAGAAAAUAAUGAACCAUUGUGUUGCUGCUGUUGGAUAUGGAUCUCAAGAUGGUCAAGAUUAUUACAUUGUAAAAAAUUCAUGGGGAAGUUUUUGGGGAAUGGAUGGUUAUAUUUUAAUGUCCAGAAAUAAGAAUAAUCAAUGUGGUAUUUGCACAGGAAUUUCAUUCCCAGUUGGGGUAAAAGAGAUUUAA
Entamoeba histolytica HM-1:IMSS is the source of this 954-nucleotide messenger RNA. RefSeq names its product cysteine proteinase, putative. Bases 1 to 954 code for a protein of 317 amino acids. Gene Ontology annotation, biological process: immune response. Lineage: Eukaryota; Evosea; Mastigamoebida; Endamoebidae. Gene Ontology annotation, molecular function: cysteine-type endopeptidase activity. Gene Ontology annotation, cellular component: lysosome. The record is from RefSeq and is a predicted model, not a curated record. The transcript has a single exon.